Messenger RNA from Zophobas morio, 1567 nucleotides. RefSeq names its product secretion-regulating guanine nucleotide exchange factor. The record is from RefSeq and is a predicted model, not a curated record. The transcript is spliced from 4 exons. Gene Ontology annotation, molecular function: ubiquitin protein ligase activity. Gene Ontology annotation, biological process: protein ubiquitination; ubiquitin-dependent protein catabolic process. Lineage: Eukaryota; Metazoa; Arthropoda; Insecta; Coleoptera; Tenebrionidae. Gene Ontology annotation, cellular component: cytoplasm. The coding region runs from base 364 to 1458 and encodes 364 amino acids.
CUGGCCAAUGACCGAUUAUAAAUCGCACAUUUUUUUCUCAAUCGAAUGUGAACUCCCCGUUCUCCCGCGUCCCCCUCGUGCGUUGAAAAAAGUGCUCCAUGCGGCCCAUUUUGUACCGCUCGCCACCAUUACCAACAAAAAAAGCGAAAAACGCCACCGCAUCUCCGUAGAAACGCCGCUAUCGGCAUCUCCCUCUGUCGCGUAGUAACUGCGAUAUCAACAAACCGUAUGCCCGCAUACGUGUAACCAAUCCCGUCGACGCAGUUGUAGUGUAUUUUUUAUUAUUAAGAUCGACAUAACCUCAAUACGGACAGGACGCGUGUUGGACCCUGAAAAGACCCAAAACGGCCAUCGGACUUAACCAUGAUCCUGUACAGCUGGGGCGCCAACAGCUACGGCCAGCUGGGCCUGGGCCACAAGUCCGACGAGGAGCUCGCCCCCAAGGAGGUGAACCUGGGCGAAUCCGAGCUCCAGGCGGACAACAUCGUGCAAGUGGCCGCCGGCGGCGGUCACACGCUCGUCCUGGAUAAGAACGGGUUCGUCUACUGCUGCGGCUGGAACUCCAAGGGCCAGCUGGGCACCAGCGACGACACGCUCAAGUUCACGCAGAUCGAGAUUCUGAAGGGGUUCAGGAUAGUGCAGAUCUCCUGCGGGUGGGACUUCAGUGCCGCGGUCUCUGACUGCGGCAAGCAGUUCGUCUGGGGGAACAACUCGUACACACAGCUGGGGCUCUCGAAGAGCAUCACGUGUACGGGGAUCCCGUCGAGGCUGCAGGUGUCGCAGAAGUUGGCCACGGGGUUCAGACAGGUCAGCUGCGGCCUGCGCCACUCAGCCAUGCUCACCAAAGAUGGUGGUCUUCUAGUCGCCGGCACCGGCAGCAAGGGCCAGCUCGGGCUCGGAGACAACUUCGACGACAACAACUACCUGAGCAUAUCGAAAGUUCCUGAGCUCGAGGAGAUCGCUAGCAUAGCGAGCGGCCAGCACCACACCGUCGUGAUGAAGGAGGACGGCACUGUGUACAGCUGGGGCGAGAACAAGUUCGGCCAGCUCGGCAUCGACCCGAACAUCUCGAACAGCUUCGUGCCGAUGGAGAUCCUCCACGACGUGGAUUUGGCGUCCGUGUACGCCGGCUGGACGCACACGGCGGCCCUGAGCAAGUCGGGCGAGGUGUUCACUUGGGGCCGCAACACGUACGGCCAGCUGGGGGCGGCGCGGGAGCUGACGCACAAGCCGGAGAAGGUGCCCGGCCUGAGGGACGUGAGCCAGCUCAGCGUGGGCUCGGAGCACAACUUGGCCGUUACCAAAGAGGGGAAGCUGUUCGUCUGGGGGUGGAACGAGCACGGAAGCUGCGGCACAGGGGACAAGAACGACGUCCUCAAGCCGACGCAGAUCUUUGUUGAUAGGAAAGUCAAGUUAGCUUUCGCUUGUACCGGUAGUUCUUUCGCUGUUGUCGAAUAGCAAUAAUUUGUAAUUCUCAUGAUUUGAUGUGCAUAAGUAUUUUUAUAAAGAAUUAUUAUUAAUUGAUUAUUGUAUUCCGUAUUUUUAUAAUAAAAUGUGUUGCAUGAUA